GUGGUGGGAAACCCCGCUACUGGCAUCUUGGCAGGCGACGAAUGGUCCGUACCCGCACAUACAUACCCUUUAUUGGACAUCCCUACCAUCACAAUUAUCAUUGUACUUGAGUCAAGUGAAAUAAUGUCUGCCAUCACUUGGUCCGCGAAGCGCACGCCCAUUACGUACCGUGCUCACACGGCUGGCAAGUCAAAGUUUAGGCAACGGCUGGAGAACGAAAUGCGGCGCCUGAAAGGCGGUCUGCAGCUAGAGCCCCCAGUUGUUUAUACAUCUGCACAUGAGCAAAAGCCGUAUCAGCUCAGAAAGGAGCCUGAGAACGCGAGGAGCCGCAGACACAGUCCUGAAUAUGAGGGAGGAUCGAUACGAGGAUCCAUGCCAAGUAAAUGCUCCCACGAUGGAAAGCCCAAAGCGCACCACACUGUGGACUCCAGCGUAUCCGUUGUAGUCACGCACUUUGGACCACAAGAUGUCGUGUUAUCCAAAAAUGACACUUUUCAAGCUCCUAGAAAGAGACGGUUGCGGCGAAGAAAAGAUCGAAAACCCAGCCCGAAAACAGACGAUGACGAUUCGGGAGCAAUGGAUCGCCAUCUUUCAGUGGAUGCUCGUGGAAUGAAAACCACAACAGUGUUUGAGUUUCUUGGAAGCGCAUUUGGAAGUCCCAACCAAAAGCGCCGUGCAAACAAGACGAAAGUUGCACCCACUCCACCGAGACGCUACAAAAGAAUGAGCGAUGAAGCAUAUGUGGACGAGCUGAACCCUCUAGUUACCAAAGUCGAUUCACGGAAGCGACUCAAAUUUGUGAAGAGUGAUGGCGACGAUGAAGGAGAUAGUGUAUCCCCAUGUCGCAUGUAUAUCCGCGAAGGGCGUAGCCCAAACAAGAUCGUCUAUAAAGCACACAAGAGUAAGACCACCACGGAGAUGGGGUUGACAACUAAGAUGGAAUCAUUGGCUGGUACAACGAGAAAUUUUAGUUCACUUGCCAACUCUGCAACUGCUUGCCAAAGAUUGCAGACAAGAGAAGCCGCACUGACUGAUGUUGCUCAGGAUUCGGAUAUCCUACAACGUUCGUCUUUCGCAGACAAGAUUGAAAUCAACGACCGUUCCACGAAUGGUCUAAUUCUACAAGAUGAAAGCGUGGUGAUUGGGAGCGACAUUAAACCUAGCAUGCAGGACCGCGCAGUUCAGGAUCGUACUGCAACAUCAAGCCAUUCAUCUCCGCCACGAAAGAAAAAGGUUCUCAAUUUUACUGCGUCCACAAUUCUAAGGUCAUUGGAACAUGAACCGGACAGAGGUCCGGCAAAUAUAUCUUCAUCCGACACUCAUCGGAUUAGCCGAAUGAAGAAAAUGACCGAUUCGUGCCCUUCAAAAGGAAAUUAUGACAUUGGAAAUGUGCGACGAAACAGAAGCGGUAUCAGCGCUUCUGAUAGGCAGAGCCAGCAGACUACUGCCGAAAAUAACCUGGAAAAACCUGAAGAUUCUGUCACUUUCUUCUCUUCAGCGGAACUAACGGAUCUAUCACAACUCCCAUGCACCUCUGUGACAUCAGGAGAAGACGAAGAUUCCCCGGUGAACCUUGACUCGCUGUGGCAACAACAUGAUGACCACGAUGCUGAUCGCGUCCCACGUUCACGCAUCCGUGAAUCGAGACGAAAAGCAGAAUGGAUGGAAACCAUUUCCUCUGGCGGCGAAAGCGCGUCUAAUGGUUCUGACAGAUGUAUUCAGGCGGACGCUGAGCAUGCUAGGGAACUUCUUCCGGGAGAUUGUCGCGAAAAUAGGGUGCCAAGUCCAAUCAUGGAAAGAGGAUCGUACCCGUCACCCCCUCCAGCGCAGAACCAAUUGGCCACUUUUCGCGACUCGGACGUCAUGGAAGACAUAGGGUCUGUAACCAAAUUAAUGGACAGUCAAGUAGUCCCAUUAAGUACACAAAAACAAAAUCCGUGGGUCACGCCAAAGAGGACAGGUGUGUCACUUGAAGACAAAGACCCGAAGACACCGCGUCCCCUCCUCGACAUCAUUCAGAAUCAGAAGCCCACCUGGGAUCGAGCAAUUAGUACCGCGACACGAAAAAAGCGCCAGCUGGUAAUCACCGAAUCUCCUGUCCCCCACCCUAGUCCUUGCAAGCGGACCCCUUCUGCUUGGGAUGAUGACGACGUUUGGAACUUUGGUUAUAGUACGGACGCUGAGGGACGCAAAUCGAAGACACGUGUCGAGAGCAACAUCCCUGGGGAAGGAAUGCAAUCACUGAAAAUCCCCAUAGAACGAGAAAAUCUCACUUUAGAGUAUCAUCCCGUUUCCCUGAGGCCAUUGGAAGGAGAACGGCUCAUCAAUAAAAACAAUGGAUAUCAUGUUUUGGGAUUUUCCGAUGAUGGAGUCCCACUCCGUCGGACUCUGCAUGCAGUGAAGACGGACCGUGCACUAGACGACUUAUUUGAUCGGGUUUGGUGAUCUUUAGUAGCUUCCUACUGCAUCAGAAUCCACCUGCAAACUAAAUAUCUCCUGAUACAAUUUGUUGACCUAUUACUAAAUUUGCAUUUUGUAUGUACUGCUGCACUAUCUUUCCAAUGGACAUUUUUGUUUUUUCGCAUUGAAUACAUUUCAAGUGUACACAC
Messenger RNA from Spizellomyces punctatus DAOM BR117, 2609 nucleotides. RefSeq lists its product as uncharacterized. NCBI's taxonomy places the organism in Eukaryota, Fungi, Chytridiomycota, Chytridiomycetes, Spizellomycetales, Spizellomycetaceae. The transcript has 5 exons. Bases 124 to 2445 code for a protein of 773 amino acids. The record is from RefSeq and is a predicted model, not a curated record.